UAUAUAUAACAUCUCUCUCUAAUUCUUUCUCUUUCUUUCUCUUUAUCUCAUUUUCUCUGCUUCUCUCUCUCUCUCCUUUUUCAACUCUCUCUAUUUCUCUUCUCCUAUUCCCUGUCUCCCUCUCUUUCUAAUUUUCGUUCUCUCUUACUUUAUCCACUCUUUCUUUCUCCCUUGCUCUCUAUCUAUCUAUCUAUCUAUCUAUCUAUCUAUCUAUCUGUCUGUCUGUCUGUCUGUCUCUAUCAACUCUGCAGUUUCUCUUUUUCUCUCUUUCCUUCUCUCUCUCUUUCUCUCCCUCUCUCUCUCUCUUUCUCGCUCUCCCUCCAACUGUCUGCUUCUCUACCUAUCUAUCUACCUAUUUAUCUAUCUAUCUAUCUAUCUAUCUACCUAUUUAUCUAUCUAUUUAUCUAUCUAUCUGUCUGUCUCUAUGAACUCUGCAGUUUCUCUUUCUCUCCCUCUCUCUCUAUACACACAUACACACACAUAUAUAUAUAGACACGCAUAUAUAUGUAUAUAUAAAUGUAUAUAUAUUAUUCAUGCAUACUCACAAACACCAAUGUGCACACAAACAUACACAAAUAUAUACAUGUAUAUAAAUAUGUCUUAUACAUCACAUGUACACAAAUAUACACAUGUAUUUAUAUACAUAUUACACAUAUACUCAAAGAUACAUACAUAUGCAUACAUAUACAAACACAUGCACAAUAUAUAUUUAUAUGUAUAAUAAUGUCUUUCAUAUUAUGCACACAUACACACACACACACACACACACUCACACACACACACACACACACACACACAUAUAUAUAUCAUGAUUUUAUAUAUCACUUUCUAUGUUUGGGGGUUUCUCUGUCUACCUACCUAGCUCCCUGUCUUCCGACAUAGCUAUCUAUCUACUUUUCUAUCUAUCUAUCUAUCUAUCUAUCUGUCUGUCUGUCUCUUCCUCCAGCCAUCUAUUUGUCUAUACAUUCAUUUUGCUUAACCAGCAUGAUGAUUAGUCGCAGUACCAGCAGCAUUUUGAAGUUGACUUCCCCAGAGGUGAAAGAACAGAUGUAUGGAUCCUUCCGGACAAAACUGUAUGAAGCCAAUCAAGAAGCUAAUGACUGCCUGGAUUACUUAAACCGGAUCAGAAGAAUGAUCCGUUCUUCAGAUAUAUUCACAGUUACAUUGGUCAUAGUCCUUCUGUUACCCUUAUCUAUGAUAUUUGUCGGUUCCAGUUUCCAAGAGGAAUGUCCCAAAGAACCCCGCAUUCUUGUCUAUCUGUUAGUGACAGGGAGUACAGGGACCCUGAAGAUGAUCCUGUCCCUUUGGCGCCAAGUCUCGUUUCGACGUAGCCAGAAGUACGAAAGCUACAACACCCACCACAAUGACUACGAUGACGAUGAUGACGACGAAUCACUUGUUGUAACCAAAAUGCUGAAGUUCACCAGCAACUUCCUCACUUUAUUCCUAAUUGUCUGGUUUGUGCUAGGUAACGUAUGGGUAUUUGGAAUUUGGUGGCCUAACCCCUACGGAAGCCUCCACAAACCAAUAGACUGGUGCAAUCGAUCUGUCUUUAUCUAUUGCAUAGUUCAUAUUAUGAUUGUGUAUAUCUUGCUGGCAGUGGCUGUACUAACAGUCAUAAUUUUGAUUAUCUGUUAUAUGUGUCAAAGAACGGAUUAAGUUUUACCCCUCAGUAUUUCUUUUCAUGUCUGUAUACAUACACAUACAUACAUACAUAUAUAAAAAAACAUACUUAGUAUGUAGAUAGGGUUAUAAUCCCAGUUGUGUCCUCAUAAAGUACAUCCGUGUAUUCCAGUACUCCAAAUUAUAUUUGUAGAUGUUAUAUUUUAUAUGAGAGUUGAAAAUACUGGAGGAUGCGGUUAUAUUGUUAAAUACGGGAAAAUAAUUAUUGCAGAGUAAUUACAUGUUAAAAGAGAAAACUGCAAAAACUUCUUGGCAUUAUUUAUUCUGCAUUACAUAUGUUUUGUUACUAAUAGGAGUUAUAUAGAUAUACCUGCAGAAAAACAUGUAAAACAUCUCCUAUUAGUAAUUUUUCAGACUGAGAAUUAUAAUAAUACAGACUUACAUUGCAUUGAGCUACAGUAUAUAGUAAUAAUAUCAAUCAUACAUAUACAUACAUAGAUAUAUGUGUAAUAUGUAUGUGUGAGUGUGUGUGCAUAUAUGUGUGUGUGUAAGUAUAUAGUUACAUAGAGGAGAAAUUAUGAUAAACACAAGAUGCAGUUUAUAUAUAAUAUGUUCCCUACAUAUGUUUCAACAUUGUGGUAGUUUGGAACUUGUGUAUUUCAUGUUCCAAGAGCAAUUGGAUGUUAGACCACAACAGA
This is a messenger RNA of Octopus bimaculoides (California two-spot octopus), 2321 nucleotides long. RefSeq names its product transmembrane protein 272. The record is from RefSeq and is a predicted model, not a curated record. NCBI's taxonomy places the organism in Eukaryota, Metazoa, Mollusca, Cephalopoda, Octopoda, Octopodidae.